Molecule: messenger RNA, 2047 nt
Organism: Benincasa hispida (wax gourd)
Lineage: Eukaryota; Viridiplantae; Streptophyta; Magnoliopsida; Cucurbitales; Cucurbitaceae
Source: RefSeq, a predicted model, not a curated record
UUCAGUCUUUAAUUAUUUCUCUUUUCUGAUCUUCUCUUCUCCCGAUCUCAUUGUUCGUGUUCGUGUUUAUGUUUCUCAUGUUUUACUUGCUAUUUGUGUUGAUGUUUGAUCUUAUUUGUAUCUCAAUCCAUUGCAAUACUCUUUCAUUCUUCGGAAGUUCAGAAUUUUAGCAAUCGAAUCCGUCAACUCAAUUCAAUUGAACGUUUUUUUUUUCAUUAGUGAAAUUAGAUCAUCUUAUAUCUCAAAUUAGUUGAGAAAACAUCUCUAGCCUACAAUCCAACUCAACCGUAUACACUUUACUCAAGACCAUCAUCCAUCGGCCGGCCUCUGAUCCCUGUUGUGUUGUGUGUGAAGACAGAAGAAAUGGAGUUGAAGAAUUGGUUGGUUUGGAUUAUUGCAGCCUUAGUUUUUGUUUUUGGAGUUUUGAAGAGAUUGAAUGGUUGGUAUUAUGAAGCCAAGUUGGGGAAAUUAUGGCCUAAACUUCCACCAGGUGAUAUGGGUUGGCCUCUUCUUGGUUCUACUCUAUCUUACCUCAAGCAUUUCACCUCUGGUCACCCAAGAAAUGUCAUUCACAACCUUUCCAUUAGAUAUGGGAAAAGUGAUAUGUACAAAGCUCAUCUACUUGGUAGAGCAAGUAUAAUUGUUUGUACAUCAGAACUUUGUCGUCAAGUUUUAUGUGAUGAAGACAAAUUCAAACCUAGUUUACCAAGAAGCAUCACCCUUUUAUCUGGUAGAAAGUCACUAAUGCAAGUGUUCAAGGCGGAGCACAGGCGGCUCCGACGGCUCACGACGGGGCUGAUCAGCGGCCACAUGGUACUAGAGAUGUACAUCAAUUAUAUUCAACACACGGUGAUAAAUGGUUUAGAGGAAUGGGCAAGCAUGAAGAAGCCAAUUGAGCUAUUGACAGAGAUAAAGAAGCUUACCUUCAAAAUUAUUUGGAAUAUUUUCAUGGGUUCUUCUUCUAUAGAUUCUUCCAUUGGAGAAAUUGAGCCUUUGUUUACUAAAACUGCAUUAGGGUUUAUAUCUUUGCCCAUCAACUUUCCUGGCUUCAUCUUCCAUAAAUCACUCAAGGGUAGAAAACAGUUGCUAACCAUACUUCAAUCCAUCAUCAACCAAAAGAGAUUGGUGAAGGAAAGGGAAGGGAAAAAAUGGGAAGCAAAAGAUAUGAUGGAUUUGCUGAUGGAAUUGAAAGAUGAAGAAGGUGAAGAGUUAGAUGAUGAAACCAUUAAAGAUUUGAUUUUUGGUAAGUUAUUUGCAGGCCAUGAAACUUCAGCUUAUACAGCUAUGUGGGCAAUUUUGUUUCUUACAAAUCAUCCACAUAUAUUUCAAAAAGCCAAGGAAGAACAAGAGGAUAUCAUUAAAAGAAGACCCACCACUCAAAAAGGGAUAACUCUCUCAGAGGUUAAACAGAUGAAAUUUCUUUACCAGGUAAUAGAUGAGACACUUCGUGUUAGUGGUAUCACUUUUAUGGUUUUUCGUGAAGCAGUAGUUGAUGUUGAAAUCAAUGGUAAAAUUAUACCAAAGGGAUGGAAAGUCAUUCCUUGGUUUGGAGAGCUUUACAUGGAUGAAAAACAAUUUCCUUCCCCACGGGAGUUCAACCCUUCAAGAUGGGAUAAUUUUGUAGCCACACCAGGAGCUUUCACUCCAUUUGGAUUAGGAAAUAGGUAUUGCCCAGGAAGUGAUCUUGCCAAGCUUGAAAUCUCAAUAUUUCUUCAUUAUUUUCUCCUCAGUUACAAGGUGGAACAACUUAAUCCAAAAUGUCAGAGGACUUGUUUGCCAUUUCCACAUCUCAAAGACAAGUGCUUGGCAAGAGUGCAUAAAGUUGAAUAACUAUCCAAGUGUAAAAUGUCGAUGUCGACAAAAAUAUCGAGAUCUUAAUUUUACAGAUAUAUCGAUGAAAAUAUCGAUAAAAUAUUGAUUUUGAUGGAUAUUUCACUACAAGAAAUAAUAGACACGAUAGCUAACAAAAUGCUAUAAUAGAUCUUUCAUACCCUUUUUCGAAGGUCCAACGACCCAUGUUAUUAAAAAUCUAGGACUUUUGAUAGCA